Drosophila yakuba is the source of this 3964-nucleotide messenger RNA. RefSeq names its product protein trapped in endoderm-1. Bases 1491 to 3431 code for a protein of 646 amino acids. Lineage: Eukaryota; Metazoa; Arthropoda; Insecta; Diptera; Drosophilidae. The record is from RefSeq and is a predicted model, not a curated record. Gene Ontology annotation, cellular component: membrane. The transcript has 3 exons. Gene Ontology annotation, biological process: G protein-coupled receptor signaling pathway. Gene Ontology annotation, molecular function: G protein-coupled receptor activity.
UCCAGAAUGGUUGGGGAAGGGGGAUCUUAGUUUCCACUUUAGUGCCCAUCCCGCAAGUAUUUCCACGUACAGUGGGGGACGCAAGAAUAGCGUACAGUUAAUUUCGUAGAAAAAAGAUGGGGUUAUACGAAAGAUAUACGUUACGAUUGGCGUUGUAAUGUUAUAUUAAUAGGCAUGCUUUCGCAAGUAGAAAGAUGGGCCAUGUGUUUGGUUAUUACGGAUUGGAUUUCAUCCAGUUCCUAGGAUCGAAUGAAUACACGAUAUGGCGCUAUAAUUUCCCCAAGAACUGAAUGUUAUUUUCUUGGGUAGUCGGCUGCAAUUCCCGGACUAUUGGCCUGCAUGAAAACAAACAACGUAUUCGUAUUCAUAUACGUAUUCGAAUUCGUAUUAGUACCGCUGCCAAAGAGUUUUCCCCGAACCGCCUGUUUUCCCUUUCAAGAGGCAAACGAUACUCAAUUCGCCACAACAGACGACCCGCACUUUGACCCUCGGAAAAGUGGAGAGGCUCCCUCUGCAUAUACAUAUGUACAUAUGGAUGAAGUCUUGAUUAAUCAAGACUACAUUCGAUCUAAUACUGACGUCGUGUGACACCAGGCUUCCGGGGCUUGACUCAUUAUUCGAAACGGGUUAUGGGGGCAUUAUGGACGUGGAAGACGCGGGGUCCUCAGUUAUGAUUCAGGGUCCAUCGCCCGUGACUGAGGUUUCAUUCUAUACGCACAGAUUCGAUCUAUGAGCAUAUUUAUUCGAAUGAGUCUCGCAUAGGUUGUGCUUUUUUCAGUUGCUAGUUCCUCGCUUCGAAUGGAUGCCGCCCAUUUAUUAUCCAGAAAAUUGCCAGAGGAAACUAUGCAAGCACCCACACAUACACACCCACACACACACACAUGCACACGGCCCAAGAACCGAAAAGUUUUUCAUUUCAAAAAUGCGGGAGAGGUGCGUACGGCCCAAAAUCAGGGCUACGAACAGACUGUAUUCCAUCUGUAGGAGCUUAUAUAUUUCCCUGGCACUCCUGAUUUUCGAACCAUACUUACUUAUCGGUCAAUGUAUCAAUAUUAAAAACGUGACUACAUUAUUUUCCUGGCAACGAAUGACUGUCUUGGACGCAAAUGUGUAACUGAUAAGUCACGAAUUGUGCUAGCCAUGCAGAUAUAACUUCUCUGAAAGAAGGUCUUGCAAUGCAAGUAUGUCGAUAGGUUCUGGCUUUCAUGUCAGAGUGAUGAAGCUCAAGUGGCUGGAACCCAGAAGCCAGAACCCAGAAGCCAGAACCCAGAACCAUUUUUAGGCAGUGGUCUAGUAUCCCUGGUCUAGUAUCUGGAUCUUCGAAAAACGGCAACAACAGCAACAUGACCCCGUCGGAAUAUCGACGAAAGAGCGAAAGAGUCGAGUAGAUCCGGGCGGAAUGGGGGCGGGAAGGGCGGUUAAGAAACAACACCGAAUAGGAACAAUGUAAACAAAGCGCCCAUUCCACAGGCAAAUUACCAAAUUACCCGAUGAUGAAGUCAAUUGUUGUAUACAAUAAAAAUGUGUAUUGUUGCUGUUGCUGUUGCUAUUGCUGCUGCUGCUCUGAGAUUCUUUUGUUUUCCUUUUUGAAAGUUUUUCUAGUUCGCCUGCUGUUUUUUUUUUUUUUGGUUUUUUCAAUAUUUUGUACGCUUGGCUGGCGGCGACUGCCUUCGGGCCCACUUUUUGGGUGGGAACCAUAUCGGUGUAUGGAUGCGGAGAAUUCAGUUUUUAGUACAAAUUCGGCGCAGGAACGAGCAACGCGUCUCUUGCCGACCACAAAGUGCCGCGCGAUGUUCCCACCAAAAUCCGGAGCAACUCCGCUUCCGAUCUCGAUAGCGCUGCCUGUUUCGGAUCGCAUGGCGGAUCAGGACGCGGUUCUGCCGGUACCCCUGGCCGACAGCCACUUGGACAUGGACCUCAAUCUGAAUCUGAAUCUAAAUAUGAAUACGAAUAUGAAUCUGAAUCUGCAUGUAGACGACAGGCGGCAGGUGCUCUUCGAGGGCUAUUCGGACGAGCUGCUGACCAUCGCCUGGGUGGCCUGCAUAGUGUUCAUCAUCGUGGGUGUUCCCGGAAACCUACUGACUAUCGUCGCCCUGUCGCGUGGUCGACAGACCCGCAACUCGACGGCCAUAUUCAUCAUCAAUUUGUCCUGCUCGGAUCUGCUCUUCGGCUGCUUCAAUCUCCCAUUGGCCGCCUCCACAUUCAAGGAGCGGGCGUGGACCCAUAGUGAUCUGCUGUGCCGGUUGUUUCCGAUGCUGCGGUAUGGCCUGCUGGCGGUGUCAUUGCUCUCCGUGUCGCUGAUCACCAUCAACCGGUACAUCAUUAUCGCCCAUCCCAGGCAGUAUCCAAGAAUCUACCAGCGACGGUAUUUGGCUUUGAUGGUAGCCGGCACGUGGGUCACCACGUUUUCCAUAAUGAUACCCACCUGGCGCGGCGUGUGGGGUAUCUUUGGCUUGGACGUCGACAUCGGAUCCUGUUCCAUCAUGCAUGAUCGGUAUGGCAGAUCCCCCAAGGAGUUCCUCUUCAUCGCCGCCUUCAUGGUGCCCUGCAUCUGCAUCGUGAUCUGUUAUGCCCGAAUCUUUCUGCUGGUGCGAAAGGCGGCCAUUCGCGCGGGAACCGCUGGCAAGAGCAAUGUCAGUGAUGUGACCCCCACCUCCACAACGCUGCAUCAGACUCAAGCCGUGGCCAUGCCAAAAAAACCGGAGAAGGCGAGCACGUCCAGCGGCGAGGCACACGAACCAAUCGUAGGACGACCCUUUGUGGUGGAGGAGCACCUGGCGUAUAUCGAUGACAAUGCUUCGGCCGACAGUCUACCGAUCUCGUACAGCAUAAGGAGAAGGGAUCAGGACCAGCAGCCACCGCCAGUUGAUGCCAAUGUGGUGCUCAAGGAGCGGGAGAAGGAAAGGGAUCGCGAUCGGGAUCGGGAUCGGGAUCAGGAAAAGGUCAGCCUGGGACGCAGUCAAACGCAACUAGAGAUGGGCAAACCAGCUGGAAAGAACCCCAUCACCACCUCCCUGCGCACCUCCUUCACUCGGUUCAGCCCACGGAAAUCACACUACGCUUCGAUGGGCAAUACCUCGAAUGCCUCCUCCAUUUACCCGGGUAGAAUGAGUGCCAAGGACCGGAGAUUGCUCAAGAUGAUACUGGUGAUCUUUGUUUGGUUUGUAAUCUGUUAUUUGCCCAUCACGGUGGCCAAAAUAUGGAAAAGCGCCACCGAGGUGCACUGGUUCAAUAUUGCCGGCUAUCUUCUCAUCUACUUGACCACCUGCAUCAACCCGCUGAUUUACGUGCUGAUGAGCUCCGAAUACCGAAGGGCCUACUGGAAUCUGCUUCGCUGUCACGGCUCUCCGGAUUCCCAGAAGCAACGGAAUCAGGCCAAUGCCAAGCGAAAGCACCUGGAGUCCAAUCGGCAGGUGAAGGCCACGACGUGACUCCAAAGAGAUGGAAAGGAUCCCUGCCUCAACACCUUCAUCGUCCUCCGUCCUAGCGGAAUAUGAUAUAUGUGUGCCAUAUGGUAAUAUGACGGGAGGAGUACCCGAAUGUCAUGUCGAAUGAUCUGCGGUAAGAAACAAUCCCUUGAUCCCUUUGUCAGUGAUCGCAAAUGAUCGUGCCUCCAAAAACGAUUUCUAGUCACACGAUCCGGCCGGGUCGUCCCCCACCCAUCCACGCACACACGAAAACACAGAUCACCCAUAUAUAUCUAUAUCUGUAUCUAUAUCUAUAUCUAUAUCUAUAUAAUGUAGGAACUCCAGAAGUGUAUUGCAUUUUAUACCAAAUGACUUUAAUAUCUGGUUUACAUUUGAAUUCCAUGUUUAAGAACAAUCGAUGUUUGUUUAAAUUUUGUUUUUUUUUUUUCGUUUUUUGCUUGUCGCUAAUUAUUGUACCAAUACAUAAUAGAUAUAUCCUUAUAUGGAUACGCCCUUUCUAUGCCCCCAAUAAAUGCUUCGAAUAAUUGAUAUAUGUA